Molecule: messenger RNA, 1912 nt
Organism: Centropristis striata (black sea bass)
Lineage: Eukaryota; Metazoa; Chordata; Actinopteri; Perciformes; Serranidae
Product: ankyrin repeat and SOCS box protein 2-like
Exons: 9
Coding region: 65-1819 (584 amino acids)
Biological process (GO): intracellular signal transduction
Molecular function (GO): protein binding
Source: RefSeq, a predicted model, not a curated record
CGUUGAAGACAGCAGCACACUGUUGGAUGUCCCCGUCCCCAGACUGGACAGCACAUCUCCUGUAAUGAUUGCAGUCAGCAGAUCCAGGUCUCUUUACCAGAGACUAAACAGUGACAUCAAAGACAGGCUGGCUGUCUACUCCCUGAGUCUCCAUUCUUCUGCCAACUCUGCAGUAAACUUGCUCAGGGAUGUUGAGCCGGUGGUCUUUGCCAUCAGGAGAGGGGAUGUGAAGGCUGUUAAUGAUCUGGCAACAUCCGCUCCUCCCAGCCUGCUGAAGGAGAACAAAGAUGGGUGGAUACCUCUGCAUGAUGCUGCCUUCUGUGGACAGACAGAGUGCUUGAAGAUCCUACUGAGGGCCCAUCCAGGUUCAGUAGACAAACGGACCUUGCAGGAGCAGACGGCUUUGCUGCUCACUGUGUCUUGUGAACACUUGUCAUGUGUGCGGUGCCUUCUGGAGGCAGGGGCCGACCCCGACAUCAGCAGCAAGAACAAAGAAACCCCUUUGUACAAAGCUUGUCAGUUGGAGAAUGUGGACAUGGUGAGCCUUAUUCUGUCCCACGGGGCCACAGCGAACCAACGGUGCGGUCAAGGUUGGACGGCCCUCCAUGAGGCUGUAUCCAGGAACAACACAGAGAUCUGUGAGAUUCUAAUAAGAGCCGGGGCUGCAGUCAAUCCACCGAACACCUACAGCAUCACACCGCUCAUUGUAGCAGCUCAGCGAGGACAGAUGAGGGCACUGUGCUACCUUAUUGGGAGAGGUGCAGAUGUGAACAUGCAGACGUGUGAUGGUGUCACAGCGCUGCAUGAGGCCAGCAAAAAUGGCCACAAGGAAUGUGUAGCAGUGCUGUUGACUAAAAACGCAGAUGCAAACAAACCCACCAACUCAGGGCUGCUGCCGCUACAUAUUGCUGCCAAAUAUGGACACCAUGAGAUUGUGUCUCAGCUAGUCUCAGUGACAAGUCGAGCCAGGCUCCGCCACAGUUGCAUCAGCCCCCUCCACCUGGCAGCAGAGCACGACAGACACACUGUGGCAGCUGUGCUACUCAAGACAGGUGCAGAUGUAAACGCCACACUGGCCAACAGUCACUCCACCCAGUACGCUGAUCGUCGAGCAACAGCCCUCUUCUUUGCAAUUGCCAACGGCAGCUCCAAGACAGCAGAGGUGUUGCUGAACGCUGGUGCUAGUCUCACCCUGGACCCAGUCAGUCCUCUGCUGAUGGCCGUACGGCAGGGCUGCGUCAGCACUGUGUCCUUGCUGCUGGAGAGAGGGGCCGAUAUCAACACCAGAUUACCCUCUUACGCCACUACCUUCCCUGCUGUUGUUGCACUUUGCAUGAAUAACCUGCCUCUACUUAAGUGCCUAUUGGACAAUGGCUGUGAAGCUGUCUCCUGUUUUACCUGUACAUACGGCUGUGCCCCUCACCCAGCAUCAGCAGGAUCCCACAUAAGAACUGUUAGCAGCAAUGGAUAUGUUUUGCAGAAUGACAGUAUGCUUCCUUUAAACUGCAGCGAGCUGCCAGAAAGAGCAACACAGUUCUGUGAGUGGAUCUCAACAUCAGUAAUGUGUAAAUGGGCAGGACCCAUCAUAGACUUGCUGCUGGAGCAUGUUGGUCAUGUUCAGCUGUGCAGCAAGCUCACUGAACUGCUGGACAGCCAAGAAGAAUGGCUCGCCAUUAAGAGGAAGUCAUCAUCACCCCGUCCACUGCUGCACCUUUGCAGAUUCCAGAUUCGGACCCAAAUGGGGAGACACAGACUGAAAUCUCUCACAAGUCUACCUCUGCCAAACAGACUGAUCAGAUACCUGAGCCUGACCGACUGACUGACUGUAAAAUGAACUUCAAGCAAUAUAGGCACCAGAGAUGUGACUAAAUUUAUCAUUUUGUGUUUCUUUUUUUAGUAGCAUCUCAUAUCU